GUACUCCUCCUGGAGCAAGGUCCCACUGGCAAAGACGGUUGGAUUAAACGCCUGAAUCUGGAUGGGUUUCAAGCAGAGGUGGAGAGGAGCAGAUCAAAAGCCACUUUCUGCACGUAUGCACAGUGAAGUCCAGAUUCAGAGGUAAAAUCCACCCCUCCCUGCUAGUGAGACCUCGCCACUGGAUUAUCCAGCGUCGACAAGCGGAGUGGCGAGCGGGAUGAUGAUGACUACCCCGGACAUUGACGGAUAGCAAGAUAGUAACAGAGAGCGAGACCAAAAUCAAGAGCGAACGAGAGAAAUAUCUCCGGAAACAUACCGUGGUUCACUUGAGACAUUUUUUGGAGAAGGGGAGGGGAAUGGCCACAUCAACAGUGCCUGGUGAAGCAGCUCUCAACCCAGAAGGGCAUAGCCUUCCUGUCAGGAGCACAACUGCCGAGGAUGUUUCUGUAAGUGGGGAGUUAUGUGACAUCCUUCAGCAAUCGAGGUCGUUCUGUCUUCGCGCAAAAGCUUUCUUUGUUGCAUGGCAAGGUGUCUUGACGAUUGCCUAUAGUGGGAUGCCUCCUGCCAUGCUGGAGCUGAGAGAGGCAUUUGAGCAAAGAUUCCCAUACUUGAAGGAAAACCCGGGUUCCAGAUGGCCUAAGACAACUCUGGGUGCUGUUCAGGACAACAAACGCAUCACCCCUGAGCAGUUGAGGACACUGCACCGAAUUUGCGCUGAAGAAAGCCAAAACCUGGCUGCCAUUGCAGACAACAGUAGAGAUGGCACUUUUUGCAUAGAUAACAUCUCGAUUGUGAUAUACGAGAACAUGUCACUGGAGAAAACAAUCUCUGUCACCACCGUACCGCUCCAGCGCCCAGCUGAUCUCUCGCUCCCCAGUGAUGAAGAAUGUCAAAAGGUGGAUGCAGUUCUUGCUCCGUUCUCCGAGCACUGUUUGGACGACUACUGGUUUCAGGCGUCGAAAGACGGAAAUCGUAUUUCACACUACAAGCGCAUCCAACCGGGGGCAACUGUUGUUCAUUAUCUGAGCAAGGUGCCGUCGUUCGUGGGGCGCUUCAAGGAUAGAGUAGAUGAGGAGUUACCAGCCCUCUACAGUUGGCUCUCGGAGGACCAUCUGCAUGUAACUAUGCGUGCAAUUCUGUGAAACACAGCCACAGCUUGUAAACCGUAGGAGGGACGGAGACCGUGCCUGUUGUAGAGUUGGAUAGGUAAAUCACUGAACUGAAAUCUGGGGAAAACAUGAAAAGUUUUCCUCAGAGUUCGGCAUUGGGCGGGGACGGGUGGAUCCGCCUGUACAAUAAAAUUGAAUCUGUCUGCCCCUUGUUAGGUAUUAGUUCACAUGGACCUAUCCUUUUUGUUCUCAGAGAAAGUUGGCCAUCAGCAUAACUGUAUCGAACUGGUUUCCAGCAGAGUUCUUCCCAGUGCUGAGGCAGUGUGAGCUUCUGGAAAUUCAUUUUGUGGGAUGGAUACCAAGUUCCCUUCUGUUGCCUUCCACGAUUCAGACCCCAAAAUCGGAUCUCAGGGUCAAAGGCCCUGGUCAAGAGAAACCGAGUUCGUCAAAUUCAGGAAAGUCACAGUCGGGUACCUUAGCAGUCUAGUCCAACAGGCACCCAGCAAACAGUCACAUCUCAGGGACAAAAGUCACGUUCAUAAUGAAAAGUCAUAUUGAAG
Chara braunii is the source of this 1669-nucleotide messenger RNA. The record is from the annotation of a GenBank genome assembly. NCBI's taxonomy places the organism in Eukaryota, Viridiplantae, Streptophyta, Charophyceae, Charales, Characeae.